This is a messenger RNA of Scomber japonicus (chub mackerel), 2488 nucleotides long. RefSeq names its product cytidine monophosphate N-acetylneuraminic acid synthetase a (gene cmasa). The record is from RefSeq and is a predicted model, not a curated record. Gene Ontology annotation, molecular function: N-acylneuraminate cytidylyltransferase activity. The transcript is spliced from 8 exons. NCBI's taxonomy places the organism in Eukaryota, Metazoa, Chordata, Actinopteri, Scombriformes, Scombridae. Bases 105 to 1385 code for a protein of 426 amino acids.
GUGAAACCUUUGCUUAGUUGUGGUAGAGUUACUGUCAUUUUUUGGGGUGACUUUUUUGUUGUUGAUUCCCCGUCUUGAAUCGAUUGAAUCUACAUCUAGCCGGCAUGGCUUCACGGAAGAGAGUCCACGGAGACACCGACACGCAGGACGGAGUGAAAGCCGCUCAAAAGCAGCCAAAGGCGGAUGGCAAUGAACACGUAGCCGCUGUGAUCCUGGCGAGAGGAGGAAGCAAAGGGAUCCCUCUAAAAAACAUCAAAAUGUUAGCAGGGGUUCCUCUCAUUGGAUGGGUGCUGAGGGCUGCUGUGGACACCGGCAGGUUUAACAGUGUGUGGGUAUCAACAGACCAUGAUGAGAUCGAGAAGGUGGCAAAAUCGUGGGGUGCAAAGGUGCAUCGCAGGAGCCCUGAAGUAUCCAAAGAUUCUUCUACGUCACUGGACACCCUCCGAGAGUUUGCCAUGCUCAACCCAGAGGUGGAUGUGAUCUGUAACAUCCAGGCUACAGCCCCGUGCCUCCAGCCGAAACACGUGGAGGAGGCGUUGGACAUGAUCACAAAGCAGGGCUUCGACUCGGUCUUCUCCGUGGUCCGGAGGCACCAAUUCCGCUGGCAGGAGGUCAAGAAAGGAUCUAAUGACCUCACCAAAGCACUUAAUCUGGACCCAGCCAACCGGCCUCGGCGUCAAGACUGGGAUGGAGAACUGUGUGAGAACGGUUCCUUUUACUUCACCAGGAAAGAACUCUUAUUGAAAAAAGGACUUUUGCAGGGUGGUAAGGUAGCCUAUUAUGAGAUGCUGCCUGAGUACAGCGUGGACAUAGACGUGGACAUCGACUGGCCUGUGGCAGAACAGAGGGUUCUCAGGUAUGGUUACUUUGGUCCGUCCAAGCCUGAGGUGGUUCAGCUGAUGUUCUGUAAUGUAUCCGGGUGUUUAACAGAUGGAAGGAUGUUUUUGUCUGCAUCCGGAGAGGAGAUGGUGUCUAUUAAUACCAAAGACACUGUGGGCAUCCGCAUGCUGCAGAAAGAAGGAAUGAAGGUUAUACUGUUGACCUCCAGCAAAGACCCAGUGGUCCAGUCAUUGGCUGACAAAGUGGCCGAGAGGACGGGUUGCCAUGUCGUUAAGGUGGGCGAGGAGCCUCAGAAGGAUUUGGAGAAGACUCUGAAGGAAGAGAAAUUGGAUUGGAAGGACGUGGCAUACAUGGGUACUGAUGAGCCAGAUGUGCGCUGUCUCAACCUGGCAGGAUUGAGCGCAGUACCUGCAGAUGCCCCAAUGGUAGCCGUUCAAGCUUCAAAGUACACCUGCCACACGGCCGGAGGACUUGGAGCCGUCAGGGAGUUUGCCGAGCACAUUCUCCUUCAGAAAAUAAAAGCAAAGUCUCAGAUGAUAGAUUAGAGUAACACCUCGACCGCAUAAGCUUCUGAUUUCAAAGAAGAAUUUAAAAUGAAAUCUACAAUGGAAGGGUUUUAGAGGUAUAGUAAUGUUAUCAGAGAUGCAUAUCUAGUUUUAGGGUUGAUUUCAAUAAUUCACUCUGUUUACAAUCAAGUUGUUUUGGUAUUACUAUGCAUGUUCUUCAGUAGUUUUAGUUAAAAAAAAUGCUGUGAAUAUUCAUAAUCAGAAGUCAUUGAAUAUUUGACAAGAUAUCGAUUCACUGCUGAUAGACAAAACCCCCUGUCACCAAAACCCAAAAUACGAGGCGAGAAACUGCUGUUGCUCUUGCCUUAAAAAAAAAAAGGACCCAUGAAAUAAUACUAGAUUAUACUAACAUAUCUGCUAUUUGCAAAGCAUGAAACUUAAGUUCUUUUUUUUCUCCUUUUUUUUUAACAAAGCCAAAUAGUGUCCCCAAAUCCUAAGUGUCCACACAGGUCCUCAUUGAUGUUAUGAAGCAGAAAACAUGUUAUUGUAAGAGACCUUUUUAAUAUUUAAGAGUAACUUGGUAUUUUUUACUGUAUGUAUAUGAGGUAGGAUUUUAAACCAAAAUAUUAAAUGUAUCACUUUUUGAUAAAUCUUCUGUUCUGUCUGAAGCCUUACAUGUCACAUCUUUGUAAACCUGAGUGUACAUGUCAAACUGUAUGUACUCCAUCGUUUAUGGUGCUCAUGUGACCUUCAAGUGGCAGUUAGGCAGGCAGCAUAUUUGCUUUCUUGCUGCGAGUUAACAAAAUCUGCCUACCAGCACUUCUAAAGCUCACUAAUUAACAUGUUAUAUCUCACUUAUUUAAUUUGCAUAGAAACUGGAUGACUAAUACAACAAGUUUUGUUCCAAUCAAACAAACACGAUAUAAUAUGUGUAUAAGUGGAUUUUGUUAUUUUUGACAGAACCAGGCUGGAUGUUUCCUCUUGUUUGCAGUCUUUAUGUUAAACUAAGCUUCACCCAGUGCUUAAACUUCUCAGGCACCAUAGAAGUUUCAUUCAGUACAUUGUACACUUUUCCUCCUGGUCAUCUCACAAAUCCAGCAAACAUAAGAGUGGCAUAAAUUUUUUUCCAUCUCACUGUUGGG